AUGGAGAGACAUAACAAUAAUACUGCACUGCCAUUGGUUGAGAACCAUUCAGAUUAUAAAUAUCCCCUAAUACUUAAAAAGGAAGGUGAUAAAGAACUUAGUGACAUCUGCCCAACAACUCAUCCAUAUCCAUUCCUGGAAGGAAGGAAAUGCUGCCAGAAAAAUCUGGAAAACCCAUUGGUUGGUGUUACAACAGGGACUAGAGGACUACUAACCAUCAACAGUACUUCAUGCAGUUACCCAUCAGUUGAGUGUGAAGUAAGGUAUAAAUGCUCUGUGAAUAGUAUCAUUGGAAAUCUGUUGCAAAUGAACAUUGACAUGGAUCCUGGUAGCACUUGGAAUGUUAACACACUGUCAAAUGAAAAUGAGUGUCAACAAUAUUGUGAGACUGCAACUGAAUGCAAGGGUUGGGUAUGGACGGGUAGUUGUUACCUGUAUACUAGUGGAGUCACCAUCAGGAAUGCAAGGUCUGAUUGGGUGGGAGGGUUCAAGUCCAGCUACAUCAACAUUCCAUUUGCAUGAAUGUUCUUCUCUCUAUGAAUUUGGAAUUUGAAAUUCAGACACUUUUAAUCUGCUUUAAAAUGACACUAUUAAAUCAGGGGACAUUAGAUCCAAAUCUAACCAUUGGCCUAUUUCUAACAGUGGGCACAAAUUGAAAGACUGGGUUUUUAGAAUAACGGCCCAUAUUGAGAUUAAAAGUCGACAGUGAAAACUAUAACCAAUAUUUUAUUAAGCAUAACAAGAAUUUAAAAUUCCCAAUUUUAAACUAUUUUCUGAAAUUAUUCUCACAUUAAAACCCUUGAUAGUUUUAAAGAAAAUGUCAGGUUUUCCAUGUUUGAAUAUAUCCUAAAUUGGAAUCAUUCUCGACAAAAACAUGUCGUGUUUUUGAGUCAAACCCAUUUUCUUGUUUCUGAGUAAAUUAAAAAAAACUUAUUUUCACAACUUAUCUUAUUCUCUCAUAUAUAUACUUGGAGAUUUAUCUUAUACUCUCAUAAAUAUACUUGGAGAUUUAUCUUAUACUCUCAUAUAUACUUUGAGAUUUAUCUUAUACCCUCAUUUAUAUACUUGGAGAUUUAUCUUAUACUCUCAUAAAUAUACUUGGAGAUUUAUCUUAUACUCUCAUAUAUACUUUGAGAUUUAUCUUAUACCCUCAUUUAUAUACUUGGAGAUUUAUCUUAUACUCUCAUAUAUAU
This is a messenger RNA of Eurytemora carolleeae, 1193 nucleotides long. RefSeq lists its product as uncharacterized. Lineage: Eukaryota; Metazoa; Arthropoda; Copepoda; Calanoida; Temoridae. The coding region runs from base 1 to 522 and encodes 173 amino acids. The transcript has 7 exons. The record is from RefSeq and is a predicted model, not a curated record.